AUGAACCCCAACGCCACAGAGUUCGUGCCGGGGCGGAGUAACGGCCCUGUCGGCGGGCUCGAGGCGCUGCCCACGUCCACGGCGGACAUGGAGCUUGCCAAGGCUCCACCUGCCACUGCUGGCUACGCGCCGUCGCCAGCCGGUGCGGCACGCCGCAGCCUGCAUAGCUCUCCCAUCAUCCAGCCCUCUCGUCUGAGCGUCAAGAGUGCCUCCGAGAUUGAGGCCAUUAGCAAAAACAGCGCCUUAAAUGCCGCUGCUGCUGCGUACGUGCCACAGCGCACCCUGGCGCGCGUGGUGCUGGCGCAGCCCUCUCCACUCGCCCUCGCCCCCUCAGAGGACCCGGUCAAGGACAACAUCGAGAUGAUGCUGGACGACCUUUGGUGUCUCUUCUACUUCCCCACCACGUUGGGUGAGAACAUUAAGGAGGAGGAUUACAACCCCACAUUGGUGUUCCGCGUGGACAGCAUCCCGACCUUCUGGAGGGUGGUGAACAACAUCGCGUCUCCGACCGAGCUGCAACUCAGCACGCUGUAUCUCUUCCGGGACGGCAUCGACCCCAAGUGGGAGGACCCCGCGAACCGAGACGGCGGUAUCGUGAAGGUGAAGGCCACCUCUGCCCAGAUCGACGAGGCGUGGGAGCUCCUCCUGUGCCGCACCAUCGGCGACUCGUGGUCCCCAUCGGUGCGCGAGACUGUCAACGGUGUGGUGUUGAAGGUUCGCGAGCGCGGCUACUGGCUAGAAUUGUGGGUCACCAAGGACUCGAGCGCGCUACAGAAGGACCUCGCCGAGCUCUGGCACCCGAUCCUUGGCCCCUCCUUCUCGACCACGUACCUGACGCACUCCAUGCUGCAGGAGCGCACCCACGCCGCUGCAGCCUUAGCUGCUGAGAGGCAGAAAAGGAACCGUCGACGCUACUAA
Messenger RNA from Leishmania braziliensis MHOM/BR/75/M2904, 918 nucleotides. RefSeq names its product putative eukaryotic translation initiation factor 4e. Gene Ontology annotation, molecular function: translation initiation factor activity; RNA 7-methylguanosine cap binding. The coding region runs from base 1 to 918 and encodes 305 amino acids. NCBI's taxonomy places the organism in Eukaryota, Euglenozoa, Kinetoplastea, Trypanosomatida, Trypanosomatidae. The record is from RefSeq and is a predicted model, not a curated record. Gene Ontology annotation, biological process: translational initiation. Gene Ontology annotation, cellular component: eukaryotic translation initiation factor 4F complex. The transcript has a single exon.